This is a messenger RNA of Amyelois transitella, 2253 nucleotides long. RefSeq names its product zinc finger protein 28 homolog. Gene Ontology annotation, biological process: regulation of transcription by RNA polymerase II. The coding region runs from base 92 to 1801 and encodes 569 amino acids. The record is from RefSeq and is a predicted model, not a curated record. Lineage: Eukaryota; Metazoa; Arthropoda; Insecta; Lepidoptera; Pyralidae. Gene Ontology annotation, molecular function: RNA polymerase II cis-regulatory region sequence-specific DNA binding; DNA-binding transcription factor activity. The transcript is spliced from 11 exons.
GUGAAAUGAAAAACUCUGUAUCGAAGCUUUGAUUUAUUUAAGUUUUAUUUACAUUUAUUAUUAUUAUGUUAGUGAGUUAAAGUUACACAAUAUGUCGCUUGUAUCUUUCUGUUGUGGUUGCCUGAACAACGAUAGAAAAAUGACAAGCAUUGAAGAGUUUUGGAAGACACAAUAUUUAGGCGAAAUAAUCAACGAAGUGAAGAUGCCAAGUCAGCCGAGUGAGCCGUUACAGCUGUGUUACGAGUGUGAUGCGCUGCUCAUGAAGUUUGUGAAAUUCAAGCAACAAGUGACACAUUCUUUUAGUGUGUUGUGUGAAUAUUCACAGAAGAACAUCGAAAUACAACCCGUACCGCCAAAACUAACAUUAAGCCAUAAUAUACACAAUAUAAGUUUUCACCCUGAUUCUCCUAUAGGGGAAGAAACAGUUCACGAGAUAAAACAAGAGUUCGAAGUGAAAGUUAAAAUAGAGGAUAAUGUGUCGAUAAAUUCUGACCAUUAUGAUGACGACAGGCCGCUGACAGAGUUGAAAAAUAAGAAAAAAACUAAAAACAAAAAGAAAAAGAGAGAAAUAGAGUUGUAUAGAGAAGUGGAGUUGAAUUUGGAGGAGUUAGAAGAGGAGAGACGACAGCUAGCAAUGAAGGAUGAUUAUGUGAAUGCGAUGUUUAGAUGCGAAUCUUGUAUAGUAUCGUUCCCUAACGCUGAUGACCUAAGUGAUCACGUCAAGUUAAAACACGAACUGCACGCCACACACAAAUGCAACAUAUGUAGCCGAACUUACUCAUCAGAGGUCUCGUACAAUUACCACGCGAACAAACACACGCGCCGUUACGAGUGUACAUCUUGCAGUGACAAGUUUAGUAGCAAGCGAGCUGUGGUCAAGCAUUAUGAGCACGCGCAUUGUUGUGGGCCUGAAAUUCCACAUACAAUAUUGAAAGUGGACAAAAAUAGCGAUACGAAUGAUAGCUCCAAACAAGAGGCGUUCCCUUGCGAAUUGUGCCACAAGAUCUUCAAAUGGAAGACUUCUCUACGGAAGCAUUUGGAAACUCACAGGAUUGAGAUGGGUCAGAAACGCAGGCCUUAUUGCGAGCCUUGCCGCCUCUCGUUCUCAACGUCAGCCAAUCUGCAGAAACAUGUCAAGACAAGUUCCACUCAUCAGAUCAAGCUCAAAUUGAGGAAACUACAAGAACUCGAGCCGUUAGACGAAGCGACUCCGUCUCUGAUCUCCUCGUCGGUGCGUCGCUCUCUACAGCAAUACGCGUGUCCGCAUUGCGACAAGAAGUUCCAGUGGCGCGGGAACCUUUCCAGGCAUAUCAAUAGCCACAAGGACAGGGCGAAUGGCGAUCUGGUCUGCGAGCCGUGCAACAGAACAUUCUCGUCUAUUGCGACUUACAAACAGCAUAUGGCGAUUAGCAAGAAACACGUCAGCGAGAGCGAUUACAAACACAUGUGCAGCGAUUGUGGAAAGCGUUUCGCAAACAAGACUCAGCUCAAAGACCACGUGGACUGGGAACACCUCAAGAACUACACGCACACUUGCAAAGACUGCCACAAGGUAUUCAAGAGCUACACCUCACUAUAUCUACAUAAAGAGGUGGUUCACAGGAAAGAUGGCGCGGGCCACCUUUGCGACCACUGCGGGAAAUCUUACCCGAACAAAAGCAAGCUGCGCUGUCAUAUCACAGCUCUUCACAGCGGCACUUCGCCUUACCACUGUAGCAUAUGUCCAGCUCGGUUCAGCUGGCACUCCUGCCUCUCCAGACAUGUGAGAAGAGCUCAUCCCAAGAGGAAGAAGGAGGAGUGAUGUGUGUGAGAGAUUUUGUAAAUUUUUAAUAACACUUAGAAGACUCUAGAUGGCAAAAUGGUACGUCUAACUUCUGAUAUAUGUUGUGUACGGGGCAGUACAGUUGGCACUCCUGCCUCUCCAGACAUGUGAGAAGAGCUCAUCCCAAGAGGAAGAAGGAGGAGUGAUGUGUGUGAGAGAUUUUGUAAAUUUUUAAUAACACUUAGAAGACUCUAGAUGGCAAAAUGGUACGUCUAACUUCUGAUAUAUGUUGUGUACGGGGCAGUACAGUUGGCACUCCUGUCUCUCCAGACAUGUAAGAAGAGCUCAUCCCAAGAGGAAGAAGGAGGAGUGAUUUGUGUGAGAGGUUUUGUAAAUUUUUAAUAACACUUAGAAGACUCUAGAUGGCAAAAUGGUACGUCUUACUUCUGAUAUAUGUUGUGUACGGGGCAGUACAGUUGGCACUCCUGUCU